This is a messenger RNA of Suillus discolor, 859 nucleotides long. RefSeq names its product 6-O-methylguanine DNA methyltransferase. Gene Ontology annotation, biological process: DNA repair. The transcript is spliced from 4 exons. The record is from RefSeq and is a predicted model, not a curated record. Bases 119 to 655 code for a protein of 178 amino acids. Gene Ontology annotation, molecular function: methylated-DNA-[protein]-cysteine S-methyltransferase activity. Lineage: Eukaryota; Fungi; Basidiomycota; Agaricomycetes; Boletales; Suillaceae.
GAGCCGUGUUUGCCCCUGAUAGUCACCAAAGCUCAAGCACUCACGCUCGUUCUUGUACCACCUUGGUGUCUAACACAUCUCAAUACCACAGUUUAUUAUUACUAUUUCUGUUUGGAUAAUGCCUGCCACAAGGACAACAUUGCGCUCGACGAAGCGCGCUGGCAUCGACAAACACAAGACAAUAACCUCAAGGGCUACCAUAGUCGUGGAGGAAAUGCAGGACCUGGCAGACUGCAACAUUCAUUAUCCGUUAAGCGAAAAUGAACGCAAAACCUUCAAGACGCUCGACGGCAAGCGCGUUACUCCGCAUCAAUGGGCAGUAUACGAUUUCACCAGAACGAUUCCUUGCGGUCGUGUCACGACGUACAAGGACAUCUGCGUCGCUCUUGGGCAAGGUUCGCCGCGAUCAGUUGGCUCUGCGCUUCGAAAUAACCCGUUUGCACCAUUUGUGCCUUGCCAUCGCAUCAUCGCAUCAAAUAUGUACAUUGGUGGAUUCUUUGGUGAAUGGGGCACUGGCGCAAACGCAAGGGGUGGGCAGAAGAACACUGGGUUACAGUGCAAUAGAAAGAUGGAGAUGCUUGCAAAAGAGGGGGUUACGUUUUCCGUGGAAGGGUAUCUUACAGAUGAUUCUCAGCUUUGGAUUGGGAGAGGUUGAAAUGGCUUCCUUGGCAGUUAUGUAUGAUGCCACCGGAGUAAGCUACUGUUGGGUAUCACCAGUUCACCAUCAAUGUCCAUCAAAACGAUAUAACCAAAUGAUUGGCUGUAGAGGCCUGUGUUUCUGAGAUGCAUUACUUAUAUCAUCUCCUUUACUUAAUCCUGGUCUGCGUGUUGGAUUCAAUCUAGGACGAAAGACUCGACC